UGGGGAAGCUAGCCCAGACUACUCGAUGACAAAUCGCCUGGGGACUGCUGGGGUCCGGCCCCUGGAGGAGGCAAAGGAGAGGGCGGGGCGGGUUUAAGAUCGGCGGGCCGGCUGCGGACGGCCGAGGCUGCGCCGGACGGAGCCCAGGAAAGUCAUUGUGAAAGUGAGUUCGCUUUGCAGAGUUUACCAGUUACCACGUGUCCUCUUGAGGCCUGUCAACCCAGGUGGAGAAGCAGGUUUCUUCCCCACGGUGUCCUGAGCAUCUGAGUACGGCACACUGGGCACACAGCUCUUCGACUGGGUAUUUCUGUCCGUGUGUCGCAAGCUCAGGAAACCAGCAGGAUGGCUGCAAACAAAAGUAAGAGCCAGAGCUCCUUGGCCCUUCACAAGGUCAUCAUGGUUGGCAGUGGAGGGGUUGGCAAGUCGGCCCUGACACUUCAGUUCAUGUAUGAUGAGUUCGUGGAAGACUAUGAACCCACCAAAGCUGACAGUUACCGAAAGAAAGUAGUUCUCGAUGGAGAAGAAGUCCAGAUAGACAUUCUGGACACGGCUGGACAAGAAGACUAUGCAGCCAUUCGAGACAACUACUUUCGGAGCGGGGAGGGUUUUCUCCUGGUGUUCUCAAUUACAGAACAUGAAUCGUUUACAGCAACUGCCGAGUUCAGGGAACAGAUCCUCCGCGUUAAGGCUGAAGAAGAUAAAAUUCCAUUGCUCGUGGUGGGAAACAAGUCGGACUUGGAGGAGCGGAGGCAGGUGCCGGUGGAGGAGGCGCGGAGUAAGGCGGAGGAGUGGGGCGUGCAGUACGUGGAGACCUCGGCCAAGACGCGGGCCAACGUGGACAAGGUGUUCUUUGAUCUAAUGAGAGAAAUCAGAGCAAAGAAGAUGUCGGAAAACAAAGACAAGAAUGGCAAGAAAAGCAGCAAGAACAAGAAGAGUUUUAAAGAAAGAUGUUGCUUACUGUAAACGCCAAGAUGCGGGAGGAAACCCGUCGCAGCUGAGGACACAGGGCGGGCGGUUAGGAGAAGACUGGGGUCCGCUUCUUGGUGUGUUCCCUGCUCACCCCGACUUCACUCAUGCAGACUUCUUACACGGGGAAGAAAACUUGUGAAUCAGUGGCUGGCAGGAGAAAUACUUCCUUGACUUUACAAUGGACCGGCUACUUUGUCAGGAGUUUGGGGGUUCCCUUCUUUCUCCCUCCCAGAAGUUACCUGCGUAUGUAGUGCUAGAGGUAGGAAAUAGUCCAGCGUUUAUUAAAUGAAAGAGGACUGUCGUACCAUCUCCCCUCACCCCCGCCCCAGUUUCAUGACAUUAGCAUCUUUUGUUUUGAAAUAAAAAUGUCUUAUUUUGUUAGGUUUUGGGAGAAGGGGUGGGGUAAGACUCCCCCUGCCCUUGUCAGCUUAACCGUAGUACUCCGAAAAAUCCAUUAAACUCUCAUGAUGCUGAAAAAUUCAAAGAUUUUUUUUUUUUUGGAUACAUUUCUUGGCAAUACCCAGUGGAUCUGAAUCAAUCAUAGCUAAAAAAAUAAAUUUGAAUUGGGCCAAAGAGGUCAAUACCCAGCUCAUAAAUCUUCUCCCAUAUGAAAAAUGUAAGUUGUAUUUUUUUUGUAUUUAAGUUCUGGCCCAUGAUAGGCUGUGUUGGCUAUUUUCCUCCUGUAGCAUCCUGAGUUUUGUGUAGGAGCUUCUUUUUAAUAGACUAAGUGAAGACUCAAGAGUAGUAUACUUUAUAAAUGAUACACUUUUCUGAUCAGAUUUUUAAACAAUUCUUUUUGCUAAAUCCUCUGCUAAUUGCCAGUCCUAUGGGUAGGCCCCUCCUUCUCCAACCAGUAAUAACACAUUCUGUCCUCCUGAUCAGCUUCUCUUUGCACACUGAGGUGGGAAAACCUCUUCUUUUGUUUCUUUAAGUGGAACAUGAGUUCUUCAAAAGAAUGUGAUGAGUUAAAAUUGUAUUCUAAAAUCAUGAAGCCAUAGCCUGUGCCAGACAUUCUACCUCUCAUAGAAUUGCUGAGUAAUUCUAAAUUUAAAAUUAGAAGUGGGAAAGGAUAAGUCAUUGCCCCUUUAUCUCUGAGAAUUGGCUGCUAUUUCUAAUAUUUUUUUCUGAGCCAGCCAUAUAGUUAGGAAAAGAUUUUUAUUGUGAGAUAUUGUUAAUCUUCCUUGAAUCGAUAUUCCAAUUCAGCAAUCAGAAAAUUUUCCAUCAGGAAAAGAGUGCUGUGAUAAAAACCCAGCAUUCACAUUUUUUCCCCAUUUUUCAGAAGUGACAUUUUACACACAGGUGCCAAAAAUGAAUUGGGGUGGAGAGAACAGGAAUCUUUGAAAUUUAUGGUUACUAUAGAAAUUGUAGAAAUUAUGAGCUGACUGGAAAAAAUCUUGUAUCACCUCCCAAAGAACAAUGGGCUUUUGAAUUUAAAAAAGCAGACAAAUAUACUUUUUCAGGAUUUCAACCUUUUUUCUUUAUCCUUUUGUCAUACAUGUGAAAAAUGCAAGUAUUAAAGAAAUUGACAGUAUGUUAUUCAUAUUGUUCUUGUUUGAUGUUCGGCAAUAGCAGAAAAACUUUUACUUCAGUUAAUCCUUUACAUUGGGCUGUGGGAAAUAAAAUGACAAGUACAAACCUUGAUGUUAAGUUCAUCUUUCCUUUGGGAGAGAUGACUACCCUUCUUAAAAUUGAAAGAGUCGGAGAUAAUCACACUCUUGAAUUUUUGACACAACCUAGUUCUUUUCAUCCUAGUUUGCCACCUGUUUGAAAUCAGUUCCAGUCAAGAGUCGGUGGAUUUGGAAUAUGUACAAAUAAAUUAAAGAUGGUAUGAAUUAUUUCAUGCUAUGGAAAUUAUUCUUGGUAUUAGUAUAUGCUAUUAGUAUGUGUCAAAAAUUAUAUUUAACUGAAUAGCAAUCAGAAAUGGAUCUUGCUAACAAAAUUUAUACAUGUGAGAGUCUUUUCCAUAGAAAAUUAAGGAAGAAAUGUUAUUUAUAAACGUGAAGCAUAGUUACUUGCUAAAUCAUUAGCCAUUGUGUCCAUAGCUUAGCAUUGUUUUCCUAAAGUAUUCGUUCUAGAAAUAUGCAAGCAUGUGCUUCGUGUCAGGGACUAUUCUACGUGCUGGGAUGUGUUGUUGAACUAGGUGGACACGCUCUCUACUCUCCUAGAGCUAAUGCUUUAGUGAGGAAAGAUACAAAUAACUGAAAACAUUAGGGCAAGUGCUUUGCUGAAAAUAAAACGGUAACAUGAUAGGAAAUGUUUCUGGGCAGUAGAACUGCUUUCGUUUGUAAGCGUCUCCAAGGGGGUGACAUUUAAGCUGAGGAAGGAGCCGGCCAUGGGAGGAGCUGGUUGGUGGGUGUGGGAACCUUUCAGGCUAGAGAACAGCUGGUCCAGAGGUCCUGAGAUGUUCAGGAAAAGACCCCGAUGGCCAGCGUAUGGCUGGAAUAUAAUGAGGGAGAGGCAGAGUAAUAGAAGAUGUAA
Messenger RNA from Rhinolophus ferrumequinum (greater horseshoe bat), 3447 nucleotides. RefSeq names its product RAS like proto-oncogene B (gene RALB). The record is from RefSeq and is a predicted model, not a curated record. Gene Ontology annotation, cellular component: plasma membrane. NCBI's taxonomy places the organism in Eukaryota, Metazoa, Chordata, Mammalia, Chiroptera, Rhinolophidae. The transcript has 6 exons. Gene Ontology annotation, biological process: Ras protein signal transduction. Bases 343 to 963 code for a protein of 206 amino acids. Gene Ontology annotation, molecular function: GTPase activity; GTP binding; GDP binding.